Molecule: messenger RNA, 2198 nt
Organism: Ipomoea triloba (trilobed morning glory)
Lineage: Eukaryota; Viridiplantae; Streptophyta; Magnoliopsida; Solanales; Convolvulaceae
Product: CBL-interacting protein kinase 32-like
Exons: 15
Coding region: 595-1911 (438 amino acids)
Biological process (GO): signal transduction; protein phosphorylation
Molecular function (GO): protein kinase activity; ATP binding
Source: RefSeq, a predicted model, not a curated record
UCACUUUUUGAGUCUUUUCAACCCACCUUUUUGGUUUAAUUUGUGAUGACCAUUGGAAUUGGUUGUCUGGGUUUUCUUCAUUAUUGUCUGGGCUUUGGUCCUCUUGAGACUUGAGAGUUGUGUCUUCCAAUUCUUCCAUUCUUAUUUGUGGGUGUUUCUAAAUUCUAUAAAAAGUUGUCUUUUUUAGCAUUGGGUUUUCUGGGUUUUGCUUUCUUUUGCCUCACAAGCUCCUAUUUGCUUUUGGGUCCCUUCAAAGACUCAAACUUUAUUGCCACUGGUGAUUUGGGUUGCCUUUCUUGAUUUCUGCAUUGCCUAUUCUUGGACUCCAUUUUCUUGUUAAACAUCACUUUUUUCCCCCUUUUUUCUUUUGCACUAAUUUGUUGGUAGUGAAAGGGUUUUGGAACUCAAAUUGAAUUUUUCCUCUUUUUUUUGGCUGGGUUGCAUGAUAGUGCUAUUGGUAGGACAUCUUUUUCUCUCUCCAUAUCAUUGCCUGCUGAUUGUCCACAUUUACAAUAGAUUCUCAUUCUCUGUUUUUUAAUCACUUGAAGCCUUAAGGAGUUGCGAUUUUAAGAAGAAUUCACUGGUUGCUUGAUCAUGAAUCAACCGAAAAUCAAGCGUAAAGUUGGUAAAUAUGAACUCGGGCGGACAAUAGGCGAGGGAUCAUUUGCCAAAGUUAAGUUUGCGAGGAAUUCCGAGACUGGAGAACAUGUUGCUCUGAAGAUUCUUGACAAAGAUAAGGUCCUAAAGCACAAAAUGGCGGAACAGAUCAAGCGGGAAAUAGCUACAAUGAAGCUAAUAAGACAUCCAAAUGUUGUUCGCUUGUAUGAGGUGAUGGCGAGCAAGACCAAAAUAUUCAUUGUUCUGGAAUUUGUUACCGGUGGAGAGCUUUUUGAUAAAAUUGUAAAUCAUGGACGGAUGAGGGAGGAUGAGGCAAGGAAAUAUUUCCAGCAACUUAUAAAUGCGGUUGAUUAUUGCCAUAGCAGGGGAGUCUACCACAGAGAUUUGAAGCCAGAGAAUUUACUAUUGGAUGCUUCUGGGAAUCUCAAGGUUUCUGAUUUUGGAUUGAGUGCACUGUCCCAGCAAAUCAGGGAUGACGGCUUACUUCACACCACCUGUGGAACUCCAAACUAUGUUGCUCCUGAGGUUUUAGAUGAUCAAGGUUACGAUGGGUCGGCUGCGGACUUGUGGUCCUGUGGAGUCAUACUCUUUGUAUUGCUUGCAGGAUACUUGCCUUUUGAUGAUCCUAAUCUUAUGAACCUAUAUAAAAAAAUAUCCUGCGCUGAAUUUACUUGCCCCCCGUGGAUCUCCUUCAGUGCCAUGAAGUUAAUUACUCGAAUUUUGGACCCAAACCCCGUUACUCGAAUUACCAUUCCCGAGAUAUUGGAAGAUGAGUGGUUUAAAAAAGACUAUAAACCUCCCGUUUUUUAUGAGAAAGAAGAUACAAACCUGGAUGAUGUGGAGGCUGUUUUUAAGGAUUGUAAAGAGCAUCAUGUUACGGAGAAAAAGGAAGAGCAGCCAACUGCCAUGAAUGCAUUUGAGUUAAUUUCUAUGUCAAAAGGGCUCGAUCUUGGAAAUCUCUUUGAUGAAAAGGGAUUCAAGAGGGAAACGAGGUUCACUUCUAAAUGCCCAGCAAAUGAGAUAAUCACUAAGAUCGAAGAAGCUGCAAAGCCCCUUGGUUUUGAUGUUCGGAAGAAGAACUACAAGAUGCGGCUGGAAAACAGUAAAGCAGGAAGAAAAGGAAAUCUUAAUGUUUCAACUGAGGUAUUCCAAGUUGCCCCCUCUCUUCACCUGGUCGAGGUGCGAAAGGCUAAAGGAGACACGUUGGAAUUCCACAAGUUUUACAAGAACCUUUCUACUUGCCUUGAAGAUGUAGUUUGGAGAACUGAAGAAGAUAUGCAAGAAACAACAUAGAAUUUGCCAACCAUGAUUGCUACCCAUUUGUUUUCAGGCCUUGGUCUUCAUUCUCUUAUGUUCUAUUUUUUUUUUUUUGUUUUUGGGUCUUUUAUGGGACCUUUUUCUCCCAUGAGAGAAUUAGGAAAUUCACUUUGUUGUUCCUUUAUUAUAGGCAGUGGAAAGCAGAGAUGGCUCCUAUAGUCCUCCUGUUGAAGUGGUUGAUGUGAAUUUUGUAUACUGUGUAUGCUUGUUAAUGUGAUUCAGUGAUUGCAAAUUGCAAUUCUAUACAUGUGAUGUUAAGGCCA